Neodiprion fabricii is the source of this 598-nucleotide messenger RNA. Its product is annotated as peroxynitrite isomerase THAP4-like. NCBI's taxonomy places the organism in Eukaryota, Metazoa, Arthropoda, Insecta, Hymenoptera, Diprionidae. The transcript has 3 exons. The record is from RefSeq and is a predicted model, not a curated record. Bases 127 to 516 code for a protein of 129 amino acids.
UAGAUAUGGUACCUGUAUGUACUGUUUGUUUACACAACUAGUGCCUGAUUCAGUGUCUUUAGUAGCUAAGUUUAGUAGGUCCCUGGGUUUUGCUUGCAAUAAAUAUUUUAAUUUAAAUUGAAAGUGAUGCCUCACUGUGCGGCAAUACGUUGCACGCAUAAAUCCAGUGCAAAAAGCAAGGCUCAAUUAGAGAUUGAAAAACGAACCAAGAUUUCAUGCCAUCGUUUUCUAAAGAAGAUCGAUGAACGAAAGAUAUGGAUCAAUCGAAUGAGGUUGACAGAGGCAUCUUUACACAAAUAUCCAUAUUUAUGUUCGUGUCACUUUUCAAGUGAUUCAUUUGAUCGUACUUUAGUAUGCAAAAUAAGGCUAAAAGAUUUCGCUGUUCCAUCCAUACACAAUGUUCAAGACGUUUCUAAUGCUGCUGCAUUUGACAAUGAUGUGGUUGACAAUGUGGUUGUCAAUAUGGUUGCCAAAGAAAAAACAAAAAUUAAGCACUUUGGAAAACUGAAAAACUGAAACUGAAACUAGAAAAGGAUACGUUUGAAGAAACAAUUGAAUGUAAGCACUCCAGAGGAAAUGAAACUUUUACAGUACAUGA